UAUAUAUAACACACACACUCUCUCAGCAAACUCUUCUCAUAUUGUCAAUCCAACUCUCCAUUUUUUUCCCCUGUUUUUGGCUUACCCACUCCACACGAGCCAUCUCUCUCACCAAACACACUGAAAAUCAACUCCCCAUCUUGCUAAAAAGUAAAAAUUUCCCAUCUAGGACCUCAAAACUAGAGAUUGUAGGGAUUUGGGUUUGGGUCAACGGGUUGGGUUCUUGAACUAUUACAAAGUCAAGGUAGUGUAAAGAAAUGAAAUAAUUUGGGGUUCAACAAAGAAAGAAAAAGGGAUGUGGGAGAUCUGGAGCUCGGCUUUCUUUUUGCUGUUUCAUUUGGUGUUAGGGGUAUCCGGUAAUGUAGAAGGCGAUGCCCUGAACGCAUUAAGGACGAAUUUAGCUGAUCCGGGUAAUGUUCUUCAGAGUUGGGAUCCUACUCUUGUCAAUCCCUGCACCUGGUUUCAUGUUACAUGCAAUAGUGAAAAUAGCGUCACGCGUGUUGAUCUUGGAAAUGCAAAUCUAUCUGGUCCACUGGUUACACAACUUGGUAACCUACCGAAUUUGCAAUACUUGGAACUUUACAGCAAUAACAUAAGUGGAAAAAUUCCAGAUGAGCUUGGGAAUCUGACAAACUUGGUGAGCUUGGAUCUUUACUUGAACAACUUACAGGGUCAGAUUCCAAAGACGUUGGGCCAGCUUCAGAAACUCCGUUUCUUGCGUCUCAACAACAACACCUUGUCGGGAACAAUUCCUAUGAAUUUAACUACGGUUACCUCCUUGCAAGUCCUGGAUCUUUCUAACAACGAACUAACAGGAGAUAUUCCUACCAAUGGCUCAUUCUCUUUAUUCACGCCUAUAAGUUUUAACGGUAAUAAACUUAAUCCUCUUCCAGCUUCUCCGCCACCUUCUCUUACUCCACCACCGGGCGCUUCUAAUGGGAAUAGUGCCAUUGGAGCUAUUGCUGGAGGAGUUGCUGCUGGUGCUGCCCUGCUGUUUGCUGGCCCUGCAAUUGUACUUGCUUAUUGGCGUCGUAGAAAACCACAGGACCAUUUCUUUGAUGUACCUGCUGAAGAGGACCCAGAAGUUCAUCUUGGACAGCUUAAAAGGUUUUCUCUGCGUGAGCUACAAGUUGCAACUGACAAUUUUAGUUCCAAAAACAUUUUGGGCAGAGGUGGAUUUGGAAAGGUUUAUAAAGGACGUUUAGCUGAUGGUUCUCUAGCAGCUGUUAAAAGACUGAAAGAGGAGCGCACCCAGGGAGGGGAACUGCAGUUUCAGACAGAAGUUGAGAUGAUCAGCAUGGCUGUGCAUCGAAACUUGCUUCGUCUACAAGGAUUUUGCAUGACUCCAACUGAGCGGUUGCUUGUUUAUCCUUUUAUGGUUAAUGGAAGUGUAGCAUCAUGUUUAAGAGAGCGUACAGAAUCACAACCCCCUCUUGAUUGGCCAAAAAGGAAGCGAAUUGCAUUAGGAUCUGCCCGAGGGCUGGCUUAUUUGCAUGAUCAUUGUGAUCCGAAGAUUAUUCACCGUGAUGUGAAAGCUGCAAAUAUAUUGUUAGAUGAGGAAUUUGAAGCAGUUGUUGGAGAUUUUGGGUUGGCAAAACUCAUGGAUUACAAAGAUACUCAUGUUACUACUGCAGUACGUGGCACAAUAGGGCAUAUAGCACCCGAGUACCUAUCAACAGGAAAGUCUUCAGAGAAGACUGAUGUUUUUGGGUAUGGAGUCAUGCUUCUUGAACUUAUUACUGGACAAAGGGCUUUUGAUCUUGCUCGGCUUGCAAACGAUGACGAUGUGAUGUUACUUGAUUGGGUGAAGGGACUUCUAAAAGAUAAGAAGUUGGAGAUGCUGGUUGAUGCUGAUCUUCAGGGAAUUUACACGGAUGAUGAGGUUGAGCAACUGAUCCAAGUUGCUCUACUGUGUACACAAAGCUCCCCAAUGGAACGACCCAAGAUGUCAGAGGUGGUCAGAAUGCUUGAAGGGGAUGGAUUGGCGGAGAGAUGGGAGGAAUGGCAGAAAGAGGAGAUUUUCCGCCAAGAGUUUAACCACACUCACCACCCAAACACUAAUUGGAUCGUAGACUCCUCAUCCCACAUCCCUCCAGAUGAAUUGUCCGGACCCAGAUGAUCCUCCCUUUUUAAGGGCACCAUGGAAGUCUCUUCAAGGGCUAUUGUGUUUGAAAGUGAUAUCAACCAUUGUGCAUAAACUGUUUUUUCCAUUUACCUUUCCUUUCCUUUCUUUUCAAUGUCUAGUUUUAUAUCAUAUAUUGAAGUUUCUCGCUGCUGUAAUUUCUAUAGGGAGAUAUGAAAGUUAAGGUGCCAUCAAACACGGCAGGAAGGGGCCAUGGAAGCACCCAUAUCACUUUUAAGUAUUAUAGAGAUUUAGUCAAGAUUGUUACAGGAAUAAAUAGAAUCAUAUUUUUCUUCUCCA
Messenger RNA from Populus trichocarpa (black cottonwood), 2422 nucleotides. Its product is annotated as BRASSINOSTEROID INSENSITIVE 1-associated receptor kinase 1. The record is from RefSeq and is a predicted model, not a curated record. Gene Ontology annotation, molecular function: protein kinase activity; protein binding; ATP binding. The transcript has 11 exons. Gene Ontology annotation, biological process: protein phosphorylation. Lineage: Eukaryota; Viridiplantae; Streptophyta; Magnoliopsida; Malpighiales; Salicaceae. The coding region runs from base 296 to 2119 and encodes 607 amino acids.